This is a messenger RNA of Trichomycterus rosablanca, 1282 nucleotides long. RefSeq names its product ATPase family AAA domain containing 1b (gene atad1b). Gene Ontology annotation, biological process: extraction of mislocalized protein from mitochondrial outer membrane. The transcript has 10 exons. Gene Ontology annotation, cellular component: mitochondrial outer membrane. Lineage: Eukaryota; Metazoa; Chordata; Actinopteri; Siluriformes; Trichomycteridae. Bases 38 to 1132 code for a protein of 364 amino acids. Gene Ontology annotation, molecular function: ATP binding; ATP hydrolysis activity. The record is from RefSeq and is a predicted model, not a curated record.
AAAGAAGCCGGAAGUGUGGUGGAGACACAGUGUAAAGAUGGUACUGAAAGACAUUCCAGCGGAAAACAUAACCCGCCCCUUGGGUCGCAGUGAGGUUAUUGGUUUGCUCUUUCGCCUCACAUUAUUCGGUGCAGUCACCUAUGUUACAAUAAAGUGGAUGGUGGAUGCUAUUGAUCCCACAAGAAAGCAAAAAAUGGAAGCGCAAAAGCAGGCAGAGAAACUCAUGAAGCAGAUCGGAGUGAAGAACGUCAAGCUUUCUGAAUAUGAGAUGAGCAUUGCAGCCCAUCUGGUGGAUCCAUUAAGCAUGCAUAUUACAUGGAGUGAUAUCGCUGGCCUAGAUGACGUCAUUACCGAGCUGAAAGAUUCAGUGAUUCUUCCCGUUCAGAAAAGGCAUCUGUUUGAGGGUUCAAAGCUGCUCCAGCCCCCCAAAGGAGUGCUUCUGUUUGGCCCGCCUGGGUGUGGAAAAACCCUGAUAGCCAAAGCCACUGCCAAAGAGGCCGGAUUCCGUUUCAUCAACCUGCAGCCCUCUACUCUGACUGAUAAAUGGUACGGCGAGUCACAGAAGCUGGCCGCAGCCGUUUUCUCACUCGCCAUCAAGCUCCAGCCCUCCAUCAUCUUCAUUGAUGAGAUUGACUCCUUUUUAAGAAGCCGCUCCAGUUCAGACCAUGAGGCUACUGCUAUGAUGAAGGCACAGUUCAUGAGCUUAUGGGACGGUCUAGACACAGACUACAGCUGCCAGGUCAUAAUAAUGGGUGCAACCAACCGCCCUCAGGAUCUGGACUCGGCUAUACUGCGCAGGAUGCCCACAAGGUUUCACAUUAAUCUGCCACAGCCAAAACAAAGGGAGCAAAUAUUGAAGCUUAUUCUGGAAAACGAGAAUGUGGUGAAUGACGUGAACUUGUGUAAAAUAGCGGAAGAGACUGACAGCUUUUCAGGAAGUGACCUCCGAGAGAUGUGUCGGGAUGCAGCUCUGUUCUGUGUACGGGACCUGGUGCACGCUGAGGGCACAUCAAGAGAAGACUGUAUCCGACCCAUCAGGCAGGACGACCUCCAAAAAGCCACUGACAAGAUGAAAAAGUCUAAGUGUGCAGGGCUGCCAAAUGUGAUGCUGUUGCAUCCUGCUUUGGAUUAAAUCUAAUACUACUGGUCAGGAUGAACAGUUUCUUUACACGAUUAGGGCUUUUUUAAGUGUUAUAUGAUAUGGUUUUGCUGGUUUUGUUUUAAUACUUUCUCUCACCUCUUUCUGUACUCAGUUCUGUACUUUACUCAGUUCCAUUUACUC